GCCAUUGGUUGUGGGAGCGUGUAAGACUGACUCCUCCCGCCUCGCCCUACCUUCUUCUCCGCUUCACACAGUUCUACCUAACGUGUGGCGCAUUUUGUGUUUCGUCUCCCACAGGGCAGCAGGUUGUCAAAGAGCUCCGCCAUGGCCUCCGCAGCAGAACUGAAGAUCGGCCAGAAGCUGAAUGAAGGCAAAACCAAGCAGAUAUUCGAGCUGGCGGAGCAGCCCGGCCUGGUGCUGGUCCAGUCCAAAGACCAGAUCACCGCCGGGAACGCGGUGAGGAAGGACCAGAUGGAGGGCAAGGCUGCCAUCGCCAACAAGACGACCAGCUGCGUGUUCAAGCUGCUGCAGGAAUCCGGUGUGAAGACGGCCUUCAUGAAGCAGCACUCGGACACGGCGUUCAUCGCUGCCCACUGUGAAAUGAUUCCCAUCGAGUGGGUCUGUCGCAGAGUGGCCACCGGAUCCUUCCUCAAGAGGAAUCCGGGAGUCAAAGAAGGCUUCCGCUUCUCUCCGCUGAAGAUGGAGAUGUUCUUCAAAGAUGACGCCAACAACGACCCUCAGUGGUCAGAGGAGCAGCUGCUGGAGGCCAAGUUCUGUCUGGCUGGGCUCACGAUCGGUCAGUGCGAGGUGGACAUCAUGAAUCGCAGCACUGUGGCCAUAUUUGAGAUCCUGGAGAAGGCCUGGGCCACACAGAACUGCACACUGGUGGACAUGAAGAUUGAGUUUGGUGUGGAUGUGAAAACUCAAGAGAUCGUCCUCGCUGAUGUGAUCGACAACGAUUCAUGGAGGCUGUGGCCAGCGGGAGACCGAAGCCAGCAAAAAGACAAGCAGGUUUAUCGUGACCUUAAAGAGGUUACUCCCGAAGCCAUGCAGGUGGUGAAGAGGAACUUUGAGUGGGUCUCUGAGAGGGUCAAGCUGCUGCUGGAGGCCCCGGCCAGCGGUAGGGUGGUGGUUCUGAUGGGCUCCACCUCGGACAUGGCUCACUGCGAGAAGAUCAAGAAGGCUUGUAGCGCCUACGGGAUCCCCUGCUUCCUCAGAGUCACCUCGGCACACAAAGGCCCAGAUGAGACUCUGCGCAUCAAGGCAGAAUAUGAAGGUGAUGGUGUACCUACUGUGUUUGUGGCUGUUGCCGGCAGAAGCAACGGUCUUGGUCCAGUGAUGUCGGGAAACACAGCUUAUCCCGUCAUCAACUGCCCGCCUAUCACCCCUGACUGGGGCGCACAAGAUGUGUGGUCAUCCCUCCGUAUGCCAAGUGGUCUCGGCUGCUCCACCAUCCUCUCCCCCGAGGCCGCCGCCCAGUUUGCGGCGCAGAUCUUCGGCCUGACCGAUCACCUGGUGUGGUGCAAGCUGAGGGCCUCCAUGCUCAACACCUGGGUGUCUCUCAAGCUGGCUGACAAGAAGCUCCAGGCCUGCAGCAUCUGAAGCGGCUCGAGAGGUCUCAGCCUCGUGUGCUCCUUGUGAUCUCCUCGUGAGCUCCUCUUGUCUGUCAAUGCCAUCGCUCUAUUCACCAUAACAAACCCACUGACGGUACAUCUAAUCUACACCUUCUUUCUCGCACACAUUGAAAGAGCAAAUUAAUAAAAGCUUCUUUAAUAAA
Molecule: messenger RNA, 1594 nt
Organism: Scophthalmus maximus (turbot)
Lineage: Eukaryota; Metazoa; Chordata; Actinopteri; Pleuronectiformes; Scophthalmidae
Gene: paics
Product: phosphoribosylaminoimidazole carboxylase, phosphoribosylaminoimidazole succinocarboxamide synthetase
Exons: 9
Coding region: 142-1419 (425 amino acids)
Biological process (GO): 'de novo' IMP biosynthetic process
Molecular function (GO): phosphoribosylaminoimidazolesuccinocarboxamide synthase activity
Source: RefSeq, a predicted model, not a curated record